Molecule: messenger RNA, 1034 nt
Organism: Tauraco erythrolophus (red-crested turaco)
Lineage: Eukaryota; Metazoa; Chordata; Aves; Musophagiformes; Musophagidae
Gene: PID1
Product: phosphotyrosine interaction domain containing 1
Biological process (GO): regulation of reactive oxygen species metabolic process; negative regulation of D-glucose import across plasma membrane; negative regulation of insulin receptor signaling pathway
Cellular component (GO): cytoplasm
Source: RefSeq, a predicted model, not a curated record
UUCAGACCAUGUUAAAGACUAAGUUGAAUGUCCUAACUCUUCGGAAGGAGCCUCUCCCAACAGUGAUCUUCCACGAACCAGAAGCCAUUGAGCUGUGUACCACAACUCCCCUCAUGAAGACCCGAACUCACACUGGAUGCAAGGUUACGUAUUUGGGUAAGGUUUCCACAACAGGGAUGCAAUUUUUGUCAGGCUGCACAGAGAAACCAGUCAUUGAAUUAUGGAAGAAGCACACGCUCACCAGUGAGGAUAUUUACCCAGCUAACGCCCUUCUGGAAAUUCGCCCUUUCCAAGUCUGGCUGCAUCAUCUGGACCUCAAAGGCGAGGCGACAGUCCACAUGGAUACCUUUCAAGUAGCACGUAUAGCCUACUGCACUGCUGACCACAACGUCAGCCCAAACAUCUUUGCUUGGGUCUAUAGGGAGAUCAACGAUGACUUGUCCUACCAGAUGGACUGCCAUGCUGUAGAGUGUGAGAGCAAGCUGGAGGCCAAGAAGCUGGCCCAUGCCAUGAUGGAGGCCUUUAAGAAGACUUUUCACAGCAUGAAAAGCGAUGGCCGGAUCCACAGGAAUAGCUCGUCAGAGGAAGUGUCGCAUGAAUUUGAAUCUGAUGAUGGCUGACUGAACUCAUUCACAGCUCAGCAAAGGCAGAAAUGGCCUAGGGUAUGAGAGCCGAUAGAUGAAUAAGCAACAACUGAAAUUGGGGAAUGAAAGGACUGCCAAACAUUUGUCUGACCAGCUUUUUUAAUCAAAAGAGCAAUUCAGUACCUACAGAUAUGCAUCAUUAAAAUAAUUAUGUUACAUUGAAUUCUGCUGCUGUUGUAAAAGUGAGAAAAAAGCUCCCUCCUCCAUGUCUCUCACCCACCCAUCACUGUCCCUUUCAUGUCUCUGUAGUUCAGGUGCAUACCAUGAAGUAAAUUCAUUCCUGUUUUGUCUUACAAGACUGGUCAGGCAAUUUUAUUACUUGCUUCUCUGGCAUUCCUAGCUGGGGGCUGAUGCUGAUGCACAAGAGCAAGUAGACCUGGAAAGCCCUAA